Chenopodium quinoa (quinoa) is the source of this 1169-nucleotide messenger RNA. RefSeq lists its product as uncharacterized. The record is from RefSeq and is a predicted model, not a curated record. The transcript has 5 exons. NCBI's taxonomy places the organism in Eukaryota, Viridiplantae, Streptophyta, Magnoliopsida, Caryophyllales, Amaranthaceae. The coding region runs from base 134 to 796 and encodes 220 amino acids.
ACCCCAAACUUAGAAAUAUUAGAGCCUUUUGCUUAGCUCCCCCAAACAAAAAGCAACACAAGGUUAAAAUUUCAGCUAUAUAUACCCUCAAAAAAUCAGUUAACCAGAUAAAAUAAUCAAAAUCAAAGCAACAAUGUCACUCCUCCAUAGCAACUUCUGCUUCAACUCACCUCUUCCCUUCAAACCCAGAAAACACAACAAUAAUAAUCUCCUCUCAUUCUCAUCCUUCUUUCUCUCUCCUCCAAUGUCUAGAACAUUCAGGAACCUUCCAUUUAUAGCUUCUUCGUUAGAGAAUCCUCUGCAACCGGUUUCACUUGAUCAAAUUACUCCGCCUUUAUCAUCACCGUUGAUUUCAGCUACUGAUGUUGUCAGAAAUUUCUAUGGAGGAAUCAACCGCCAUGAACUUGCCGUGGUUGAACCCUUGAUUUCUGAAAGUUGUGUUUAUGAGGAUCUUAUCUUUCCUCAACCCUUUGUUGGUCGCAAGUCUAUCCUGGAGUUUUUUGGGAAAUUCAUAGAUUAUGUCAGCACAGAUUUGCAGUUUGUGAUUGAUGCUAUUUCUGAGGAAGAUUCGUCGGCUGUCGGUGUGACAUGGCAUCUGGAAUGGAACGGAAGACCUUUUCCAUUUAGCAAAGGUUGCAGCUUUUAUCAAUUGAAGGUAAUCAAUGGCGUUCGACAAAUAAUCUAUGCUCGAGACAGUGUGGAACCUGCAAUUAAACCUGGAGAAUCAGCUUUGACUGCAAUCAGAGGUGUUACAUGGCUGCUGCAGCGAUUUCCAAAGCUUGCAGAGCGGUUUUAAUAAAUGACCAUGGAAUCACCAUACGAGUUUGGAGUGAUUUUCAUGUUGGUCUUGCAACAUUUUGACAGAAACAGAGUGCAGGGACUGAUGCAUGCUCUGAAAGCAAUUCCUUGUAUAUUGCCAAUAUUGAUGAACAUAAUUAGGUUUGUAAUUGGUCAUAUACCACCGUCAUUUUGUAUCUUUAAAAAGUGAGAAAGGGGGUGUAUGGUGAGGUAGAAACCCUUAUAGAUCUUCAUGAAACAUUUUGCAUUGUAAUUCUUAUGUACAUUGCUCGUAUUAGAUCACAACUGUAAAGCGUAAACCAUAACAGAAUUUGUACAUACUGGCAUAUUCUAGUCUUUUAUAUACGUAGUAUAUUGGUUGAGUUCUUUCA